AGCUGGCCGAGCCUCCUCGCGCUGAGAGAGGCGGGCACUCGUUUCGCAUCACCUCGCGCUGUCAGACGGGAUGGCAGCUUCUUGCUCUUUCUCCCCGGCCGAACGUCUCCAAUGAGACCCGCCCAACUGCGAGAGCCCCGGGUGAUUUCAGACGAACCCCGCCGCCCCGGAGCCUCCGUGAGCGGAGGAGGACGUGCACCGCCCGGGAGGACACACACCACCCAGGCCGUCCUCAGCAGCUGGCUCCGCAGCUAGCCUGCUAGCAUAAAGCAGGUUUAACUCCGUCCUUUCUGAGCCACCGCCAUGAAAACCAAGAGGCCUCGUUUGAACUCCUCGACCGAACCGUCUCGGAUGUGAUGGAGCGCCACUGAGUCCGGAGGAAACGUGAAUCCUGGAUGACGUGACGCACAGGACCAAGUCGAUCCAAGAUGGAGAAAAAGAAAACGUGCCCUCGUCUUCUCGACUACCUGGUGGUCGUUGGAGCAAGGCAACCGAGUAGCGACAGCGUGGCUCAGACGCCACAGCUGCUCCGCCGCUACCCGCUGGAGGACCACCAUGACUUCCCGCUCCCGCCCGACGUGGUCUUCUUCUGCCAGCCGGAGGGCUGCCUGAGCAUCCGCCAGCGCCGGGUCAGCCUCCGCGACGACUCCUCCUUCGUGUUCACGCUGACCGACAAGGACUCAGGAAUCACCCGCUACGGGAUCUGCGUCAACUUCUACCGCUCCUUCCAGAGGGGCCACCACCGGUCCCGGGGGGACAAGGCGGCGCAUGCCGAGGCGACAGCGCCGCAGGCCGAGGAACCCGCCGGCGAGGCGCCCGACGCCAGCGCUGGAGGCCCGCCCUCCACGCUGUCCCCGCCCAAUAAUGGCGAGCCGGCUCCUCCGCCCGCCUCCGGAGAGGAGGGCGGACCGGCGGCCGCCGAGCCGAACGCCGGCAGGUCACCGCAGCACAGGCGGAGCGCCGCCAAGAUGGCCGCCAGGAACCGCAACAGCACCCUGACCUCACUGUGCAUCCUCAGCCACUACCCCUUCUUCUCCACCUUCAGGGAAUGCCUGUACAUUCUCAAGAGGCUGGUGGACUGCUGCAGCCAGAGGCUAACGCAGCGCGCCGGGCUCCCCCGCGCCACCCAGAGGGACACCAUGUGGCGAGUGUUCACCGGCGCUCUGUCCGUGGACGAGAAAGGCAGCCAGCUGCUGGCCGACCUCCGGGAGAUCGAGUCCUGGGUGUACCGGCUGCUGCGCUCCCCGGUGCCGCUGGCGGGUCAGAGGCGCGUGGACGUGGAGGUGCUGCCCACUAACCUGAAACGCUCGCUCACCUUCGCCCUGCCCGACAACUCGCGCUUCUCCAUGGUGGACUUCCCCCUGCACCUGCCCUUGGAGCUGCUGGGCGUGGACGCCUGUCUGCAGGUCCUCAGCUGCGUCCUGCUGGAGCACAAGGUCAUUCUUCAAUCCAGAGAUUACAACGCUCUGUCUAUGAGUGUCAUGGCCUUUGUGGCCAUGAUCUACCCACUGGAGUACAUGUUCCCUGUCAUCCCCUUACUACCGACAUGUAUGGCUUCAGCUGAACAGCUCCUCCUUGCUCCCACUCCAUACAUAAUCGGUGUGCCAGCCAGCUUCUUCCUCUACAAAGCUGAUUUUAAAAUGCCAGACGAUGUCUGGCUGGUUGACCUUGACAGCAGCAAGGUUAUUGCACCUACAAAUGCAGAAAUUCUGCCACCUCUUCCAGAGCCCGAAGCAAUCGAGCUUAAGAAACAUCUGAAACAGCUCUUGGAGGCCUUGGCUAGUAUGAGUUUGAACACUCAACCAAUCCUGAACCUGGAGAAGUUCCAGGAAGGUCAGGAGUUGCCCCUGCUCCCACCUGGACGAGAUAAAGCCUCGCCGUCGUCAACAGAGUUCAACCCUCUAAUUUAUGGCAAUGAUGUGGAUUCUGUGGAUGUCGCUACCAGGGUGGCCAUGGUGCGCUUCUUCAACUCUGCAAAUGUUCUCCAGGGGUUCCAGAUGCACACUCGCACCUUGCGCCUCUUCCCUCGGCCUGUUGUAGCUUUUCAGUCAACAUCUUUUCUGGCGUCCCGGCCGCGACGGUCUGGCUUCGCAGACAAGCUCUCGCACACCCAGGCAGUAGAGUUCUAUGGAGAGUGGGCUCUCAAUCCCACCAACCUUGCCUUUCAGAGGAUACACAACAAUGUGUUUGAUCCCUCUUUAAUUGGAGACAAGCCAAAGUGGUAUGCACACCAGCUGCAGCCAGUGGUCUAUAGAGUCUAUGAUGGCAGCUCCCAGCUGGUUGAAGCCAUGGCCGGGCCCUUGGAGGAUGAGGGGAAUGAAUCUGACCCCACAGACAGCGGCAGUGACAGCGAGGCUUACGAUGACUCCAGCUCAUCUUACUCUUCACUCGGAGACCUCGUGAGUGAGAUGAUCCAAGGCGACAUUCAGGGAGACACGCCAAGUUUGGACCCGCCUACCCAUGCGGCUCUGGGAGAUGCGAGCGAAGUUGAGUUUCAAGACUUCAACGACCUCAGGGAAGGUCAAAAUUCUGAGGGUCCGUCGAGUAGUGACGGGCCCACCGAACAGUCUGAUGGACAACCUCUCCGCUCGAGCUCCAGCACGACUGCCAGCUCAAGUCCGAGCACGAUCAUCCAGGGAGUCAACCAUGAACAGGGUGAUGCACCUGAGAUUGAAGCAUCAGCAAGUGCUGCUUUACAGAAUCCUGUCCCCGGUCUGGGCAGCCAGCCGUUCCUUCGACCUGCUCCCGAAGCCGGUCUGGUGGAUUCAGUCAACAAAAAGCAAGAGUAUGACAACCCGUACUUUGAGCCUCAGUAUGGCUUCCCCUCAGAGGAUGACCCUGAUGCAGAGGAGCAAGUGGAAUCAUACACCCCUCGAUUCAACCAGAACCUCAAUGGCAACAAGGCGCCACGUCCUUUACGUCCCAGUAGCUUGAGGCUCCCGGGAGAGUCUGACGGCGAGGGAGACUCCCGGAACAGCUCGCCAAACUCCACCAUUUCCAACAGCAGCAAUGACGGAUUCGGAGGACUCAUGUCCUUUGCCAGUAAUCUGUACAAGAAUCACGGCACCAGUUUCAGUUUGUCCAAUCUCGCCCUUCCCAACAAGGCAGCGAGGGAGAAAGCAACGCCGUUCCCCAGCCUGAAAGAAUAUUUCAGUUUUGAUAUUGAGGAGGAAAUGGAGCAAGCAGUAUUUGGCCUAAAUUCUCUAAUGGAGAUAAUUACAGAGGCCGGCCCGGGGAGCGGAGAAGGCACUCGUGCACCUCGAGCACUCGUAGAUCAGAAGUCGUCGGUGAUCAAACACAGUCCAACAGUGAAGAGAGAGUCUCCCUCUCCUCAGGGCCGCGUCAACAACACCAGUGAGAACCAGCAGUUCUUGAAGGAGGUGGUGCAGAGCGUGCUGGACGGCCAGGGCGUCGGCUGGCUCAACAUGAAGAAAGUGCGCCGCCUGUUGGAGAACGAGCAGCUGCGCGUGUUCGUGCUGAGCAAACUGAACCGAGCCGUCCAGUCGGAGGAGGACGCCCGGCAGGAGAUCAUACGAGACGUGGAGGUGAGCAGAAAGGUGUACAAAGGCAUGCUGGACAUCUUGAAGUGCACGGUUUCCAGCCUGGAGCACUCGUACACCAACGCCGGCCUCGGAGGCAUGGCCAGCGUCUUCAGCUUGCUGGAGAUCGCACGCACACACUAUCAAACCAAAGACCCAGAAAAGCGCAAGCGAAGCCCCACAGACAGUGCUGGCAGCCCGGGGAGUAAAGAGAGUCCUUCUGGUCGUUUGGAGACCGCCCGGCCUCAGGGGCUUCUGAAUAUUCCCCACCUGCAGCUGCCACAUCACACAACGGGCAAAGGAGCCCGCCAUUAUGAUACCCGGAGUCUGAACGAGGAGAACUUUAUUGCCUCGAUUGAAUUGUGGAGCAAGCACCAGGAUAAGCAAAAAGCUUUGGAAAAACCACAGAGGUCUGAAGGAGCCAAGCAGCAGCGCCCCCAGGUGGCCGACGCAGAGGAGAAGAAGUCACAGAUCAGUGCCGACAGCGGCCUCAGUGUCACGUCUGGAUCUCAGAAGAGCGACAGCGAGUCGGUAACGAGUUCAGAGCCGCCGAUCCUGACGAGGAGCACCAGCCAGGACUCGGAGGCCAGCACAGUGAUCAGCAACAGCUCUGGAGAGACUCUGGGAGCCGACAGCGAUCUGAGCAGCACGGCGGGCGACGGCCUGGGCGGGAGAACCGCUCCUCAUUUGACUCAGUCCAGAGGGACUCUGUCUGACAGCGAGAUCGAAACCAACCCGGCCACCAGCUCAGUGUUUGGGAAGACGCACACUCUGAAGCCAGGCGUUAAAGAUCACGUUCCCGCCAUGGCGAAGGGCCCGCCUGCUCAGCCCAUGGAGGACAUCAGCAUGAGGAUCUAUCUCUGCGAAGGCCUGCUGGGCCGCGAUAAGAGCUCCGUUUGGGAUCAACUAGAGGAUGCUGCCAUGGAAACCUUUUCUCUAAGUAAGGAGCGCUCCACGCUGUGGGACCAGGUCCAGUUCUGGGAAGACGCCUUCCUGGACGCCGUGAUGCUGGAGCGGGAGGGCAUGGGCAUGGACCAGGGGCCUCAGGAGAUGAUCGAAAGAUACUUGUCACUUGGCGAUCACGACCGCAAGCGUCUGGAGGACGACGAAGACCGACUGCUGGCCACCCUGCUGCACAACAUGAUAGCAUACAUGCUAAUGAUGAAAGUGAACAAAAAUGACAUCAGGAAGAAAGUGAGGCGCCUGAUGGGAAAGUCCCACAUCGGCCUCACGUACAGCCAAGAGAUCAAUGAGAUUCUGGACAAACUGGCUCACAUGAGCGGCCGGGAGCUGUCCAUCCGGCCCAGCGGUAGCCGACACAUCAAGAAGCAAACGUUUGUAGUUCACGCUGGGACCGACACCACGGGAGACAUCUUCUUCAUGGAGGUUUGCGACGACUGCAUCGUCCUGCGCAGCAACAUCGGUACGGUGUACGAGCGCUGGUGGUACGAGAAGCUCAUCAACAUGACUUACUGCCCCAAGACCAAGGUGCUGUGUCUGUGGAGACGCAACGGCCAGGAGACGCAGCUCAACAAGUUCUACACCAAGAAGUGUCGGGAACUCUACUACUGUGUCAAGGACAGCAUGGAACGAGCUGCAGCCCGACAGCAGAGCAUUAAACCAGGUCCGGAGCUGGGCGGGGAGUUCCCGGUCCAGGACAUGAAGACGGGCGAGGGCGGACUGCUGCAGGUCACCCUGGAGGGGAUCAACCUGAAGUUCAUGCACAGCCAGGAGCGGAAGGUUUUCAUAGAGCUGAGUCACAUUAAAAAGUGCAAUACAGUGAAGGGAGUCUUUGUCCUGGAGGAAUUUGUUCCUGAAACUAAAGAAGUGGUGAUCCACAAGUACAAGACCCCCAUGGCACAUCAGAUCUGUUACUCGGUCCUCUGCCUUUUCUCGUACGUGGCUGCAGUGAAGGGGAAGGAGGCGGAAGGAAAACCCAAGAUCCUGUCGCCGAGACCCCUCCCCAGCUAGUCCCCCCCCCCCCCCCCCCCCCCCCCCCCCGUCUCGUCCCUCUCCCCCUUCAGUGUGCCUCUCCUCUUGAAAUGGCAUCAAACCACAGACUCGACAAUCCCAAACUUUACUCUAAGCACACGCCCCCCUCCCCGCUGUCUCUCCCCUCCUGUAUAUAUGAGCCUGAGCCCCGCCCCUUAGAUCCAGUGGUGUACACGUGUGGUCUGUGAUGUCGUGUAAAUACACCCCCCACCCCCCCUCUGAACUAGCUCAAUGUUUGCCUGCUCCUCUGCCCCCCUCCCCCUCUGGCCCCCCAGUGGGAAGUCUUGGAUUGUUCGGCCCCCGAGGCGCAGCGUGCAUGCGGGUCCCGUGCACAGCCUUCCUCCACAUUGUAGCUACAAGCCCCGCCCCCCCAGUCAGUGUGAGUUAUCCUGUGAUAUGUGGUUAUUGUAAAAGUCCGUCCAAGUUUAAGCUGGGGAAAACACCCAGAGCCCCCACCCUUUGCCCCCCCCCCCCCCCCCCACCGCUGAGAAACGCUGCUGUACACUGCAAACAGAGCAACGCAUGCAAACGCUUCGUAAACGGUGUUCCAGCCCCCCCCCCCCCCUUACUUCCUCCAUGAGUGUUCUCCGAUGUGUCCCCCCUUCCCCCACCCGUCCCCGUCCCCCCCAGGCUGAAUUACUGUUCUAGUUCUGCUGUUCUGUGGUCUGCUGUUACCAGUUGCAUGUUAUUAUGACAACCACAAAUAAAUAUUAUAUAUAUUUCUAUAUAUAGUAUUUAUUUAAUAUAUACAUAUAUUGACUGUACAUUUUUCUGGUGAAAGAAGAAAAAAAAAAAAGAAGAAACUGUCGAUUUGCUAGAUGUGCAAUACGUGAGGAGUAGUUUCAUUUCCAGUCGCCUCCGGUUUUCGCACUUCCACACGCCGAGGAACGCUCGCAGCUUUUUUUAUAUAUGAGUCAAGUUUAAGUGAAGCCAUGUGAUGAACGUCUUCACGCCGCCGCGGGUCAGUCACAUGACCGGAGGCGAGGCCACGCCCCCAAGUAUGCUAACGAUGUUUCAAAGGACGGCUGUCUGAAGAUGAAACUCAGACCGUUGGCUGGAGUUUAGUUGUUAAAACAGGGUUUAUGUCUUCAAUCAAAACACUUGUUGGCUCCAAAAAUAUAGAGAUCAAAAUGUGGAAUUAUAGUUGUGACAAUAUUCAGUAUUUUUAAAUAGUUGUAGAUUAAAUUAUGUAACUUUCACUGAAGUGUCAACGAGAUGAAAUAAAUAAAAAAUGAUGAGAAAUACAGUAGUGAUGUGUGUGUCAAAGGUCAGGUUAUUAAGCUUAAAGAUUUUCAUACAAUUUCCAUGAAUGUUAUGAUUUGAUAAAAAAAAAAAAUCAAUGAAAUGUUAAAAUUUACUUUGCUGAAACAGAAUAAUUAGUUUGAACUGAAAGAAAACAAACUUUUUUUUCCCUUAAUUUUUUGAGUUGCUGUUCCGAAUUUGUCCACCAGGAAGGCAGCUCAGAAACACACUUUCAGGAAGUUAAAUUCCAGAAUUUGACCCAAAAAAAAGCAAUAAAUUGAUUGAAGUGACGAUUGUUGGCUCAGAAAUGGAAAGAAGACUUUGCGUUGCGUUGAAGAGCCGUGAAUCCGUAACUCCUCCCGUCAUGUGACCGACCCGUGAGGCGGGCGGCGGCCUUCAGGCUUCAUGUUCCCGCUUUGUGCCCCUACAGCAAGAAUCCGGUCCCACGGCCGGGCCCGCUCACUUUCGCCGUGUGUGUGUGUGUGUGUGUGUGUGUAUGUGCACGCAUGCGUGCGUGCCUGUCUGUGUGUGUGGUGAAACAGUUUCUCCAGAUCAGCAAUAUAUGGGUACAGUUCUAUCACUGGAAGAUGUUUUAUUUUUAGUAGUCUGAACUGUGUAGGGAGGGAA
Messenger RNA from Salarias fasciatus (jewelled blenny), 7400 nucleotides. It is a transcript of the gene madd, whose product is annotated as MAP-kinase activating death domain. Gene Ontology annotation, molecular function: guanyl-nucleotide exchange factor activity. Gene Ontology annotation, biological process: regulation of Rab protein signal transduction; regulation of apoptotic process. Lineage: Eukaryota; Metazoa; Chordata; Actinopteri; Blenniiformes; Blenniidae. The transcript is spliced from 39 exons. The record is from RefSeq and is a predicted model, not a curated record. Gene Ontology annotation, cellular component: cytosol. The coding region runs from base 429 to 5510 and encodes 1693 amino acids.